Messenger RNA from Varroa destructor (honeybee mite), 6991 nucleotides. It is a transcript of the gene ClC-a, whose product is annotated as chloride channel protein 2. Gene Ontology annotation, molecular function: voltage-gated chloride channel activity. Gene Ontology annotation, biological process: transmembrane transport; chloride transport. The record is from RefSeq and is a predicted model, not a curated record. Gene Ontology annotation, cellular component: plasma membrane. NCBI's taxonomy places the organism in Eukaryota, Metazoa, Arthropoda, Arachnida, Mesostigmata, Varroidae.
GAUGUUAGCUGUUUAGUUGACCUGAAGAUACGGCAGACUAAAAUUCUAAUGACUGGAAUUAAACGGAAAAAGCGCACUUUAUUGUGAAACAUGGAUACAAAGCGAUGUUCCAUCGUUUAUUAAGUGUUUGUGACUGUGAAGGGACUUGUGAAAAUAAUUUUACUUAGUUAUCUUAUAGAGCAAGAUGUUUUUGUACUUUCAGGAAAAUUAACAAAUCGUACUUUAACGCAAUCUACGGAAAGAGUACUAAAUCUUCAUUUUCUAUUAGUAUUUUUUAAAUCGCUCAAAUCCGAUAUUAUUUACUCUACAGUAGUAAUUAUUGUCAUUAUACGAGAACUCAAUAUAGAAAAUUUGAGACAAACACAUUCUUGUACACGCUUGUUUUGAAUUUCUAGAUGUAUUCAUAAUUUGUGCCUAACACACACGUUCCAAAUAUUUGCGCUUUUUUCUCAACUAACUAUUAGAACCACAAUAUACAUUUAGUCAAUGUAAUACCAAACAAUCUGGAAGCCUAAGGCUAUUACACAUAUUACUUGAAGCUCUGUUGACCAAGUCUUGCUGAUGGGCCCAUCGACACUGCAUCGGUGAUUGGACAGUGUUUUUCUCAUAUGAAUGCCUUUAAGACAAAUGAUUCGAUAAAACGCAACCUACAGACCACAUGCCCCUAAAUAUAUAAUAAUUAAUAUUUUGCGAUGGACGACAAGUAAUUCACCACGAUUCUGCAUUUGUCUCAUUACUACAAAAUCAAAACAUAAGAAAAUUUAUAUAACGAACGAAUGGCGAAAAACUUUCAUCGCUUAUAAGCUCACACGGUUGGGUACAACCAAUCAGUCCGGCAGUACCCUGCAAGCGGAUCUAGUACCAUUGAUUUUGAUUUUGUUGUACGUACGUGUUGUUAAAAACCAAUGCAGGCAAUAAUGUGCCGAGAAUGACAAAUAGUUAUUCAAAAUAAGUUACACGGGCAUGGAGUAAAUGUGCACUAUACAAGAUAACGGACCAUAUAACCUACAGAUUUCAAUGAAGGUUGAUAUGGAAAUAGCCCUGGAUUGAAUAUAAAGUCAGCAUACUUAGACAUUAGCAAUACGAGGGUUAUUUUGAAAUCAUUUUCUAGGAGUGUUCUUCUUUAGCCACGUACAUUCCAAGUCAAGACGUGAUCAUCAAGCUUUGAAAAAUGAGAAAAGAAUUAAUAUUGCAUUUAAAAAUGAACCUCAAUGAAAAGAGGGAAUAGGAGUACACUAACAUCGUACUGUAUGAAUCUAACUGAAGCACUAAUUUGUUUAGACUAGGAGGUUAACGGUUGAAUAAUUUUUCCUUAAUUUUCUUACUUACUGUGGCAAAUUCAAGUAUUGAUAAGGAUACGCUGUCGAUCGAAAACAGUGAACAAAAAAAAGGAAAAUACCAUCUUCUUAAUGAAAAUCAUAAAAACUUUCUAGUAAGAUGUCGUUUCAUUCACGGCUUCGAAAACGAUCUCGAUCAUUGGCUCCGCUAACUCUGUUCACAAUUAACGAAGUAAAUGAGGAUCGAUAUGCAAAUGCUGUUUAUAAAGAUCAACAGCAAAUAGGCAGAGCUAGCACUGAUGCAACAGCAAAGGAAGUUUUAUCAACGAUCAAACUCAUGCAUAAAGGAUUACCUCUAAGCAAUCAUACCACUGCAACCUCAUGGAUAUUUUCAAAUGUUGAAAACGAACUGCUGGUCACUCAAGCCUCUACAAAGGGCGUGGGACUAGUUGCUGUGCCGUCCCUAGUAAGUGGCAGCGUAGACCUUGAUGACGGUUUCUUCGAUGAUGAUCAGAUGCUACUUCAACAGUGGUGUCACCGGUUAUUGUUGUGCGCAUACUGACGGAUAUUUCCCACAUCCUACUUUCAGCCCGGCAUCUGGUGUCUGGACAACAAAGCAGUCCACUGAUCUUUGGAUUACAGACCUGUUCUAUAGCAGUAGGCAAAUGAGGGAAUCGUCAAGCGCAUUGGGAGCCCGUAGCGCUAAUAGUAGGCUCCAUAUAUAACGAAUUGGGCUUCGAAGGGCUACAUCUGGGUGACGACCUAUCUGGCGAGUCCUGGGCUCACACAAGUACCCAAUUAAGUGCCUACAUAUGAAAAACUGACGUAUGUUCCCAGGUUUAAUUGUGCUUUCCUGUUUGUAUCGAGACAUACACCUGAAUUCAACAUGAAGACUGACGACUUUUUAGCUGAGGAACGGCUCCUCAAUGGCCGACGAACUCUCGGUUUCGAGCACACGCUGAUGUUUGGACAAUAUAAGGAAGAUUUAGGUCAGUUUGCGAGAUCGGAAGCUCUAAGGUUAAAAAAUCUAGAGAAGUUACGCAAGACUGAGGAAAGACUUUCUAAUAAAGAUUUAAAACCCUACACCAGCGAGUGUCAGCGCAAGUGUUUCAAUUUUCUAUCACGAUGUUGGAACAGUACUUUCUCGAAGAUUGGUGGCGAAGACUGGUUUUUCCUUCUUCUGCUUGGUGUCAUCUCAUCGCUCAUCUCAUUCGCAAUGGACUUUGGAAUACAGACAUUUUUAAGAACUCGUCAAUGGCUAUAUCACGACCUGGCUUCUCAUCUGGCGUUAAAAUAUAUUGCGUGGGUUUUCUUUCCUGUUCUACUUAUCCUGUUCUCAUGUGGAUUUGCCCAUACAGUAGCGCCACAGGCAAUUGGGUCGGGCAUUCCAGAGAUGAAAACUAUCCUCCGAGGCGUUGUUCUCAAAGAGUAUCUUACAUUCCAAACACUCGUCGCAAAGGUGAUUGGAUUAACGUGUACGUUAGGCAGCGGGCUGCCUUUAGGAAAGGAAGGGCCUUUCGUCCACAUAUCGUCGCUCAUUGCAACUGUACUAUCUAAAAUCAUCUAUUCGUUCAAAGGCAUCUACGAGAACGAGUCCCGGACGAGUGAAAUGUUAGCAGCAGCCUGCGCCGUUGGUGUUGCGUGCACAUUUGCUGCUCCGCUCGGAGGUGUCUUAUUCAGUAUCGAGGUAACAUCAGUGUUUUUUGCGGUCCGCAAUUACUGGCGGGGUUUCUUUGCGGCCGCUUGUGGUGCUCUCGUGUGGCAGCUGCUUGGCGUCUGGUUACGAGAACAAGACACAAUUACGGCGGUAUUCCGAACAAAUUUUCGAAUGGAUUUUCCAUUCGACCUAGCUGAGCUGCUUGUGUAUGCUGCCAUGGGAGCCGCGUGUGGGGUGCUGGGUGCUGCCUUUGUGUACCUUCAUAAAAGAAUCGUCCUUUUCAACCGAAAACAUAAGCGCAUGUCAGCGUUCCUUCAACGCAAUCGUUUUCUCUACCCGCUGAUUAUCACGACACUCAUUUCCACAGUUACGUUCCCACCGUUCCUGGGAAAGUACAUGGCUUCGGAGCUAACAACUCAUGAAGCAAUCCACGACUUGUUUUCUAAUUUCACAUGGGGAUCAACGGACCUUGGCGUCGAUGAAAUGAUUGUCGUUCAACGAUGGCAGGAAAAUCCACUCGACUCAUUCCAUCUAACACUCAUCAUGUUUGUUUUAAUGAACCUGUGGAUGACUGCUUUGGCGGCUACAAUACCCGUCCCCCUCGGACUUUUCAUCCCUGUGUUCAAGAUGGGCGCAGCAUUCGGUCGACUUAUUGGCGAAUCAAUUGCACAGUAUUGCCCCCAAGGCAUAAGGGUGGAUACAUCACAGGACAGUGGUCAUAAUUUGGUAAUUCCUGGUGGAUACGCAGUGGCGGGUGCGGCCGCAAUGGCCGGUGCCGCCACUCGAACUAUAUCCACGUGUGUCAUCGCCUUCGAAAUGACUGGUCAGAUGUCACACAUAUUACCAGUGAUGAUUGCUGUUCUCAUUGCAAACGCGAUAUCACAAAUGCUUCAACCUUCGGUUUAUGACUUGAUCAUCACCCUUAAGAAGCUACCAUAUCUGCCGCCUAUACUUUCAACGUCCUCUCACGCACACACUAUCUACGUUGAAGACAUCAUGGUGCGAGACAUUGCAUACAUAUGGCAAGGCGCAACGUACCGCGAUCUCAAACAACUGCUUAAGGAUAACAAGCGCCUUAUGUGUUUCCCAUUUGUCGAGUCACCACAUUCUAUGAUUUUGUUAGGCUCAAUACCUCGCGUUGAACUCCUGCGAUUGCUUGAGCUCCAACUCGGAAGGUUUCGUCGUUUGGAAGAGGUAGCUAGACGACGUUCACAAGAUGUAUCUGGACGUAGCCCAAGAGGAGAUCAACGACGGAUGUCGCGCUUCGUCGUAUCACCAGUCACAUCAACAAACAGUGCCAAGCCUUCUCCGAAGUCAUCACCACCCCCUUCACCACCGGUGACUCCUCGAGUUGUACCUAAAAAAUCCAUUCUUAAGGACCACGGGCUUACUAUCUACGGUACCUCGACCAGAGAUUACCAAUCUCCUUACGCCACGGUAACGUCAUAUGAUUCCCGUCUCAGGCAGGCAUUCGAGGCAAUUUCGCGUAAAUUGCUUACGCUGCCAGAUGCUAAUCCAUCUCCAUCCGAUGGCGAGAGCAGCAAUCCGGCUACUCCGCAGCUGGUUAAACGUGUGCAAUUGCCACGUGAGCGAGUUAUUGACAUGUCUCCAGAAGAACAGCUAUCUUGGGAAGAGGAACAGUUGUCUCAGGGCGUCAAUUAUGCUGAAUGCCAUAUAGAUCCUGCACCCUUUCAGCUGGUUGAAAGGACUACGCUUAUUAAAGUUCAUUCCAUCUUCUCGAUGUUGGGUCUGCAGCAUGCGUACGUGACUGCCAUUGGGAGACUUAUUGGUGUUGUCUCACUUAAGGAGUUACGAAAGGCUAUUGAAAAAAUGAAUACCGGGGGCUUUAGUCGUGAGAGCAAGAAAGAGGUUGAAGACCAUUAUCAAACUCAAAGGAAGUUUUCAGCUCUUCCUGGCCAUGGGGCACCCUCAACUCCGAGUGACUUCAUUCAUCCAGUAAGGGGGACACGCCCCUCGGGUGGAAAGAUAAAUUCGGAAGGAGGUGCGACGUCAGAAGGUGAAACCACUGAAGAUGAGUUCGACGGAAAUGUUGACAACAAUCGAACCAAGGGAACGCCAUCAGGAGACAAUACAAUCGGCUGACUCUAAUUACCAUAUCCUUGAUUGGUAAUCUAAAUAAAUAACGGGGUAUUACAUAAAGGCACUCUUUGUUGAAAGUGGAAGUGGCAUUUAUUUGCAUAAUUAAGAGUAGCCACUUGUCAUUUAAUGUCAUUCAGUGUUUCUCGAUUUUCGCCCACGAGAUAGUUUGCCGUUACUUGCUCUAAAUGUCCUUUAAGAUGGCACAGUCGUGGCAUGGGCGAUUUACCAUUUUAAGAAAGAAGAUUUUGAUACCACGUGCAUCCAAAAACGAACAUUUUUAGGCUAGAUUUAUAUAAAACUUAUUAUUAGGUUAAAAGGAAAACUUCUGUUAAAGCUAGUGUCAGAAUUGUUUUCGUUGAGUUGUUGUCGUUGUUGAUGGUGAUUCAGUGCGUGUAGUCCUAAAAUUUGAAAGAGUGCAUAUCCGACAUUGUCUUCUUCAUCAUUUUCGCACUGGAAAACGUGCUGCCAAGUUAAAAAGAAUUAUUUGCACGUGCGAGAAGUGCUACCACUUAUUAGUUCAGGUUUGAACCCUUCAGAACCAGAGAUUUAAACUUGAAUGCCAAACCGCACUUCGAACAACCACAGGAAGUGAGCGAUGAUAGCAUGAAGGCACUUCUUAAGCAAAAUAUGAACGCAGUUAAUCUGAAACCUCUCUGCCAAUUGGCAGAAGUUACCCAGAUGACUGCUGUCAGUCGUUUGCAUGUAUUAGAAAAAAUACAAGAAAACCAAGGUGGGCUUUACAAAUGAAUAAAAAAAGAAAAAAGGCCUUUUACUGCUUCCUUUACAGAAAGUAACUUCUGUACAGCAUCAGUACCAGUGAUAAAAAAUUGAUCAUUUGUGACACCCUAGCCGCAGCCGAAAUAAUUAUAUGUCUGAUAGCCCUCCGGCUUGACGCCACAGAGAAAUCUUCAUGGUCAAGCUGAACAUCUUCAAAUAGCGGAGCGAAAGAAGAGCGUUUUACUAUAAAGUAUCCACACUCCAAAAAAAGAGUUACAGGAGGUUACAUAAAUGAACUAGCUUGAACUACGAAAGGCAAAGCGCGGCGCAAAGUGAUAUUACUUCAUGACAACGCGACAUCACAAAUUGCUUUGGUGACCCAGCGAGCUCUAGCGGACUUCCUUGUUCAUCCAACAUACAGCUCGGACACAGCUCUGUGUGAGUAUCACUUGUUGCAACUAGUGCAGCACAGGCAAAAAGUCUAAUAUUUUAGACCAGGAAUUGAAGUGCGCAAAUGGGUACACGAACAGAAUAUUUCCUUCACGGGGUUAUAUCAGCUGGCAAAAAGAUGGGGGGAAAGUAAUGGGAAGCGAAGGGUAAGUGAUUACAUCUCGGGCAAAAAUGUACACUUGGUCGAAAGUUACGGUGAAUUAAAAUAACCAACAACGGGAACUUUCUUCUCAGGCUAUUAUUUGCGAUAAGCUUGGUGAACGAAAGGAGAUCCUUCUCUUAUACAGCUAAAACUGAAUGCAUUCUAUUUCAGUUUAUUGGGUUGUUGUGUCUUAAACUUUGCUGCCAUUUUCGAGAUAGCGCAGUAAAAAAAUAGCACUGAUGGUCAUUGAAGCAUGAAAUAGAACUUAAAAUUAUCAUCCACUGAGGAUAAGAACUAAUAAUUUUACUACAACUCAUAUUUUAUUAAAAACGUGUUUAUUUGCUCACUCUGAUAAAAAAAAAAAAACUUGAGCUGUUACGAAACGCACAUCGUAAUUCUUAGACUUCGCCGUACUACAAAAAUUAAUUUCAAGAACAUAGUGCAAAUGUUAUAAAUAAAGCUUGUCUUUUAUCCGUGAUAUUUAUCCAAAAACGUGUCCUGAUUUCAAACGUCGCCAUUGUUGGUAUGCGGUAGAAACCUAUCUUUUAAUGAGAUUGAAAGGACUUAAGAUCUUCCGUCCGAUUUGACGUUCGUUCGUGGUUUCAUUGUCAAAUAUACAUGGAGCUUAGAUCUAUUACGGGCCCUAAU